AUGGAUAUCCAAAUCCAUGCAUCUGCUGCUCCAUUUUCCACCAAAAAUAUGAGCAUUCAGGAUACUCGCCGCUCUGUCAAAUAUCAUCCUAGCAUUUGGGGAGAUUAUUUCCUUGCGUAUUCUUCUAAUGAUAUAUUGGCCCACGAAGAGCAAGAACAUCAAAGAUUAAAAGAAGAAGUGAAAAAGUUGCUAGUGGCUGCCCCAGAUGAUUCAUUGUAUAAACUAGACCUCAUCGAUGCAAUCCAACGUCUUGGAGUUGGUUACCAUUUUGAAAAAGAAAUUGAAAAAUCUUUAAAAUACAUGUAUGAAACUUAUCAUGAAAGUCCCAAUAAACAAAACAAUGAUCUUCGUACUGUUGCUCUUCGAUUUCGAUUACUCAGACAACGAGGAUAUUGUGUCUCAUGUGAUGUGUUCAACAAAUUCAAGGACAGCCAAGGAAAAUUUGAGGAUUCUUUGAUUAGCGAUGUACCAGGGCUGUUAAGCUUGUACGAGGCUGCACACUUUGGAGUACACGGGGAGGAAAUUCUAGAAGAAGCAUUGAAAUUUUCUGCCACUCGUCUCGGAUCCUCGAUCCACCAGGCGAGCAAUUCUCUCUCCAGACAAGUUAGUGAAGCCUUGGAGAUGCCAAUUCAUAAAACUUUGACAAGGCUCGGAGUCAAGAAAUUCUUAUCCAUUUACCAAAUAUCAGCUUGGUUCGCCUCUGAGGAUAUAAACCAGGAAUGCCUUCACUCAACUGCAGUACCAAUGGCUGUUCUCUUACGAGUAGUCAAUCUUGCACGUGUCAUCAAUCUUCUAUGCAAAGACACUGAUGGAUACUCAAAUUCUAAAACAAAGUUAAAAGAUUUCAUAACAUCCAUAAUCAUACAACCAGUGAUAAUAUCCAAAUGA
Molecule: messenger RNA, 888 nt
Organism: Fraxinus pennsylvanica
Lineage: Eukaryota; Viridiplantae; Streptophyta; Magnoliopsida; Lamiales; Oleaceae
Source: the annotation of a GenBank genome assembly